GUUUAAAAUAGACAAAGUUGUCUCUCUUUUCUUGCUCCUAUGCAUCAGACAUCUUCACCUCUACUCUUACUCGCCCCGCUGUCUCUUUAUAGUGUACUAGCCUAGGUACCUACCUACAUAGUGUACGUUCACGAUGGCAUUGUCACGCUCAACUCAACCGCUUAAAGCUCUUUAUAUAAUAUAUUUUACCUUAAAACUUCCAUUUAUAUUAAUCUCACUUAUAAUCUAUUAUACUAUCCCUUCGUUGCGACCUAUACGACAAUGGAGCAUAAGAACAAGUGUAGCCACUUAUAUUAUACGCAUAUUUUUUAACCUCGUCUCUGUAAUCGGUCUUUCAAGCCUCCGACCCUUAACUAAAGAGAAGGCUAAGGAACGGUUUGCCUACAUCGAGCCCGGCAAGGACGAGCUUUAUUCCGGCGUCUUAUCCCCAGCAGCUGUCAAGCCGGUGCCCCUGAAGGGACUUUGGGAUGCGGGUCUAGGUGGUCCAGUAACCAUUGACAAAUCAAAAGUCCUCCUUCUUUUCCCUGGAGGUGCCUUUGUUUUUGCCUUUGAUCCUUAUGAAGGGUCCAAUAUCGUCUCAGAUUUAGUAAAACGUGUUCCAGGGGCUAGGGUAUUCCUCGCCCAGUAUCGACUUGCCACCUCCCCCGCCGGUCGAUUUCCAGCCUCGAUCCAAGACGCACUUACCUUCUACAACUACAUACUGAACCUCGGUAUCGAUCCGAAAGACAUCAUCUUCUUAGGAGACUCAGCUGGAGGCAACGUUGCCGUAGGGUUACUAAGAUACCUAGAAGAAAGUCGGAAGCUUCCACUACCAGGUGGUGUGCUGGCAUACUCACCAUGGAUUCACGUAACCAACGAUGCCAAGAGUCAAUACGGAGACUCACCUAAACUACGGACCGACUGUAUCAACUACCCCGUCCUCCAGACGGGAUACGACAAGUACAUUCCCGAAGGUGGAAUGACACCAGAAGUAGCACCGUACUUUUCUCCCAUGACACAUCCAUUCAAGACGAGCGUGCCGGUAUAUAUCCAAGCCGGAGAAGCUGAAGUUUUCUACGACGAAAACAAGCAAUUCGCAGAGGCAAUGGAAGGAAUAGAAGGCAACAAGGUGAAAUUCCACACGAUAAAGCACGCACCACACGACCUCAUCCUAUCGCACAGGAUGGUCGGCUUAACAGCUGAGGCAACCGCCUCGGUCGAGGAUGCUAUAGCCUUUGUUAGCAAGGACGUGGAUUGAGAGGACAGACAUGUGAUGAUAUAACACAGGCCGAGAUGUUAGUUCCAUUGAUGAUGGAGGCCACCCCGCCGGCGGGCUUUUGCAGAGCAUGCACCUACCACGAUGCAAGUGCUCAGAUUCGAGAUCUCUCAUUUUUGACGGAGCAGCCUCGAACAAGUUUUAAUGGUUCAAUGAUAAUGACGAAUAUCGCCAAGGUGAUACGGAAUAGGAUGGGAGCCAGGGAUGCCACGUGGUUGAACCCCUGUAAAUAGCUUCAAUUUAGCCAAGCUACCUUUCUCACUACGCCGCAGGUUAAUCUUGGUUCUGACGAUUUAGUUACCUAUCUUUCGCCGAUAUCAGCUAUCGAUUGGUGAAUACGAAUAGCAUACAUUAAAGCCUGCAAAUGAAUCACGCUGUUUAACUUGUAUUAGUCCAUCGCGAUAUUCGCUUGGCGAUGUGUAUCAAGCACGAGUGAUUUUACGCGAAUUCUUGGUGAAUAGGAAUACCUGUUCAGCCGCAUUCAACGAUUUGUUGGUGCAAGCCCUGUUACUCUGAUGUAAUGCCGAGCCAAUAUUUGCACUUCAUCCUAACCUCCUUCGAUGCGAUAGCCU
Daldinia vernicosa is the source of this 1827-nucleotide messenger RNA. RefSeq names its product alpha/beta-hydrolase. Bases 134 to 1237 code for a protein of 367 amino acids. Gene Ontology annotation, molecular function: hydrolase activity. NCBI's taxonomy places the organism in Eukaryota, Fungi, Ascomycota, Sordariomycetes, Xylariales, Hypoxylaceae. The transcript has 2 exons. The record is from RefSeq and is a predicted model, not a curated record.